This is a messenger RNA of Trichobilharzia szidati, 324 nucleotides long. The record is from the annotation of a GenBank genome assembly. NCBI's taxonomy places the organism in Eukaryota, Metazoa, Platyhelminthes, Trematoda, Strigeidida, Schistosomatidae.
AUGUAUGCAUUGCUUAAUAAAACCAGCAGUCAUGAAGAGGAUGCGGUAGCCCUGUGCGCGUGCAAACGAAUUCAGUUGACGAUAUCACCUGUUCAUGCAGACAAACUUGUUGUCUCAAAUGCUGUGUUUAGAUUUCAGACUUAUACCUUGAUUCAGGAGAUAGCACCUUCUUAUCAAAUAUUUGUAAUUAAAAAGGAUGUUGAGUCUUCUGGAAUAAAUAACAGGAUUUAUUUAACGGCAGGCAAACAUUUAAUUUUCCACAUUUUCAUAGAUAGAAAAUACAAACAGAUUUUCGAUGCUCUUCACAUAAAAAUUUCAUUGUGA